Hyalella azteca is the source of this 3441-nucleotide messenger RNA. It is a transcript of the gene Mcm6, whose product is annotated as DNA replication licensing factor MCM6. The transcript has 20 exons. The record is from RefSeq and is a predicted model, not a curated record. Lineage: Eukaryota; Metazoa; Arthropoda; Malacostraca; Amphipoda; Hyalellidae. Gene Ontology annotation, biological process: mitotic DNA replication; DNA replication initiation; double-strand break repair via break-induced replication. Gene Ontology annotation, molecular function: single-stranded DNA binding; single-stranded 3'-5' DNA helicase activity; ATP binding. Gene Ontology annotation, cellular component: nucleus; MCM complex. Bases 82 to 3300 code for a protein of 1072 amino acids.
GCCAAAAUCAGCCCUACGGUGAAGUGCGUGUUGUGUGUAUUUAUGUAAGACGCAAUCGAUUGCCUUUAAAUUAAAGAAAAGAUGGAUGUUGCUGAACUCCAAACUGGUCAGGCGCAGGUCAAAGAUGAAGUGGGGGAUCGCUGUCAAAAGCUUUUUCAAGAUUUUCUCGAAGAAUUUCAGGAGGAGGGUGAAAUCAAAUACUUGGAUGAGGCUCGUGAUCUUGUCAAGCCGGAAAGGAACACGCUAGAAGUCUCUUUUGCUGAUAUUGAAAAACACAAUCACAACUUAGCCACAACUAUCAUCGAAGAAUAUUACAGGGUUUAUCAGUUUUUGUGCCGUGCUGUUCGUAACUUUGUCCGUGAUCAUGCCGAGAUUGCUGUUGAGAAGGAGUACUACCUCAGCCUUGUUGAAGUGCCUACUCGACACAAGAUCCGAGAGCUCACCACACAAAAAAUUGGGACGCUUGUCAGAAUAUCUGGUCAAGUUGUGCGGACACAUCCUGUGCACCCAGAGCUUGUGUCGGGUACUUUUGUGUGUCUUGACUGCCAGACGGUCGUCAGGGACGUGGAACAACAAUUUAAGUACACCCAACCCAGCAUUUGCCGCAACCCCGUGUGCAGUAAUCGUGCCCGCUUCUUACUGGACACAAAUAAAAGCAGUUUUGUGGACUUCCAGAAAGUUCGUAUUCAAGAAGUCCAGGCUGAGCUGCCUAGAGGCUGCAUCCCAAGAAGUGUGGAGGUCAUAGUCCGGGCGGAGGCCGUUGAGAGAGCACAAGCUGGCGAUCGUUGCGACUUCAUCGGCACGCUCAUCGUUGUGCCUGACGUGGCUUCCAUUAAUUUGCCUGGAGCUCGAGCUGAAAGCAGCGCUCGUCAUGCUGGAGGACGAGAUGAGAGUGAAGGAGUGACGGGUCUAAAGGCCCUUGGUGUACGUGACUUGCACUACCGCAUGGCCUUCCUUGCCUGCUCAAUCACACCUACCAACCCUAAGUUUGGAGGUAAAGAAAUACGUGGAGAGGAGCUCACUGCUGAGACCAUUAAGCAGCAAAUGACCGACUUGGAGUGGAACAAAGUGUAUGAAAUGUCGCGCGACAAGCACCUCUACCAGUCCCUUAUUACGUCCCUCUUCCCAACCAUUCACGGCAAUGAUGAAGUCAAGAGAGGCAUUUUGCUGAUGAUGUUUGGAGGCGUGCCUAAGACUACGAAUGAGGGAACCUCUCUGAGGGGUGACAUCAACGUUUGUAUUGUGGGGGAUCCCUCGACCGCCAAGUCACAAUUUCUCAAACAGGUGGCAGAUUUCAGUCCUCGCGCUGUGUACACUUCAGGCAAAGCGUCCAGCUCUGCCGGUCUCACGGCAGCUGUUGUUAAAGAUGAAGAAUCUCACGAGUUUGUUAUUGAAGCUGGAGCUCUGAUGCUGGCUGAUAACGGCGUCUGCUGCAUCGAUGAGUUCGAUAAGAUGGAUCUCAGGGACCAAGUCGCCAUUCACGAGGCAAUGGAACAGCAAACCAUUUCCAUCACCAAGGCAGGUGUUAAAGCCACGCUCAACGCCCGCACAUCAAUUUUAGCCGCCGCUAACCCCAUCGGCGGGCGCUACGAUCGCACCAAGAGCUUGCGCCAGAAUAUCGCUCUGUCGCCGCCCAUCAUGUCCCGCUUCGACCUCUUCUUCAUCCUGGUCGAUGAAUGCAACGAGGUUACUGACUACGCCAUCGCGCGACGAAUUGUUGAUCUUCACAGCCAUGUGGAAGAAUACGUCGAGCGCGUGUACUCCUUGGAGGAGAUCCAGCGCUACAUCAUGUUCGCUCGCCAGUUCAAGCCCAAGCUAAACAAGGAAGCUGGGGAGUAUCUCGUGGAACAAUACAAAUGCCUAAGGCAGCGCGACGCCACUGGAUCCAGCUACAGCUCGUGGCGUAUCACAGUGCGGCAGCUCGAGAGUAUGAUUCGUCUUGCUGAGGCUAUGGCCCGUAUGAACUGCUCUGACGAGGUGCAACCGAAGCACGUGAAGGAAGCGUAUCGUCUACUCAACAAGUCCAUCAUCCGCGUGGAGCAGCCUGACGUUCAUCUAGAGGAGGACGAAGGCAUUGAUGACCAAAUGGAUGUCGAUGCUCCUGAUGAGAAUACCGUUCCCAAUGGGCAAUUGGCUGCAGAAACAGCUGUCCAUUCUGAUGCCACUGAGAAGACUGGAGGAGCGGCUGCUAAGAAAAAGCUUAAGCUUUCCUACGAAGAUUAUCGCAAUCUGAGCAACGUGCUCAUUAUCCAUAUGAGGCAAGAGGAAGCCAAGCUCGAGGAGUCUCCGGAUUCGAGGGACUCAAUUUCUGGUCUGAAGAGAUCUGCUCUCAUCAACUGGUACCUCGAGGAGGUGGCCAACGAUAUUGACUCUGAAGCUGAACUCAUUGAGAAGAAGAUGAUGGUUGAGAGGGUCCUUGACCGUCUCACUUAUCACGUUACUGACUACGCCAUCGCGCGACGAAUUGUUGAUCUUCACAGCCAUGUGGAAGAAUACGUCGAGCGCGUGUACUCCUUGGAGGAGAUCCAGCGCUACAUCAUGUUCGCUCGCCAGUUCAAGCCCAAGCUAAACAAGGAAGCUGGGGAGUAUCUCGUGGAACAAUACAAAUGCCUUAGGCAGCGCGACGCCACUGGAUCCAGCUACAGCUCGUGGCGCAUCACAGUGCGGCAGCUCGAGAGUAUGAUUCGUCUUGCUGAGGCUAUGGCCCGUAUGAACUGCUCUGACGAGGUGCAACCGAAGCACGUGAAGGAAGCGUAUCGUCUACUCAACAAGUCCAUCAUCCGCGUGGAGCAGCCUGACGUCCACCUAGAGGAGGAUGAAGGCAUUGAUGACCAAAUGGAUGUCGAUGCUCCUGAUGAGAAUACCGUUCCCAAUGGGCAAUUGGCUGCAGAAACAGCUGUCCAUUCUGAUGCCACUGAGAAGACUGGAGGAGCGGCUGCUAAGAAAAAGCUUAAGCUUUCCUACGAAGAUUAUCGCAAUCUGAGCAACGUGCUCAUUAUCCAUAUGAGGCAAGAGGAAGCCAAGCUCGAGGAGUCUCCGGAUUCGAGGGACUCAAUUUCUGGUCUGAAGAGAUCUGCUCUCAUCAACUGGUACCUCGAGGAGGUGGCCAACGAUAUUGACUCUGAAGCUGAACUCAUUGAGAAGAAGAUGAUGGUUGAGAGGGUCCUUGACCGUCUCACUUAUCACGAUCAAGUGAUCAUUCCCCUGACCCGAAGUGGCCUGAAACAGUCGAGUGCCGCCACGGACGAGACAGAAGAUCCGAUGCUCGUUGUGCAUCCAAAUUAUGUUGUUGAUGCCUAACCUUCCAUUUUACAAUCCGCCUAUUUUACUUGCUGUUACGGCAUUAACGAACUCUCCCUUCAAUUUCUGAUGGUCUUUAAUGCUUAAGUUUCACUUAAAUUUAAUGUACAAAUUUUUAUACUGAAUAUACUAUAUUCUACG